CCAGGCGGCAGCCAGCAACCAGCGCGUCUCUACCUACCAAUCGGCAUGCUCGGCUCUGUGCAGCAGCUCCAGCUGGGCGCAGGGGAACAAGCCUCCUCCCAGUGAUGGCCUCUGCUGAGCCGCCGAGCUCCAGCGUCCACCAGCGUCACAGCGCAUAAGGCAACACUCCCACCUUCGCCCUCGCGCCCAGCCACAGACCGCCAUGUACAGCGUGGAGGACCUCCUCAUCUCGCAUGGAUACAAACUGCCCAAGAGCGCCCCUCCCUCCGCCACGCCUUACGACAAACGUCCCGCCGACUGCCAGCGUGAACUGGUGGACAACCGGGGUCCCGCCCGAGGGACCCUGAACGGGUACGAGGCCGAGCGCGGGGCCUCCAUCGGAGGGAUCUACGGCAACAGGCCGGCCCUGUUGAAGGCUUACCCCGCCAUCGACAACGAGAGCGGCGAACGGAACCAGAGGAAAGUUGGCAUGGGCAUCCUAGGAGACGGUCAGACUUUAGGAGACUCUCUGGCGACCGACAGCGGGAACUGGAGUCUGUCCCAGCUACUCAGGGACACCCUGGACAGUUCUCCAGUCCACCACAGGUUCUACGACGUUCCUAGUUUGACAUAUUCCGAGCCACUGAGUCACGACGAAAGGGACAUUUCCUACUGGCGAAGGCGAGGACAGGACUUUAGUAUCCUUCUGGACUAUGCUGACGGCAGGGAACUGAGGGCCUCCGCCGGUGCAUGGAGACCACAGGCCCUGAUAGCGGCGGAGGAACUCCGUGCCGAGAGGCAAGCGCAGCAGCUAUGGGAGGAAAUUUCCUGGCUGAGGGACCCAGAUGCCCCCGGACACCUCAGGGUGACGGGAGAGCGGAAGUGCCAAAGCCUCGGCACCGAGGAAUGGAGGCCUGCUGUAGGCCUGGGAGAUGGGGAUCGGUGGACACAGGACCCGUAUCGCCUGAGAACGCCUGAAGGUUUUUUUCACCCAAGAACUAAAGCAAAGUCUCAAUCGCUCCCAAGAGUUCUGUCGCCUGACGGAACCGAAGGCAGGGAGCUCAUUCCAUCCAGGCCAAGCCUGCCGGACAGACAGCAGCGGAUGAACAGUACGGUGUAUUCUGGGCCUUACAGCCGGUAUGUCUACAGCAGUGCUUAUGGCAGGGACCGUUGGGGUAGGAACGCCGGGCCAAGCAGCCAAGUUGCACUUUUACCAAAGCCCAGGUUUAGCAGGCCUUUAAAGCCACCGUCAUACGAGAUUCACCAGCAGACUAGGGGUAGCGCAGAAAUGCUCGCCAUAGACCAGGGUUUUAAACAAAAAGACAGGUCUCUGUACUAUCACAGGGGUGGAGAGCUGAGGCACGACUAUUUUGCACAACAGUCCCUGACAGGUAUGGAGCCACCGGGCUACAUCCCUCCCCCAUCAUACAGAAGGGUCCCGCCGCCCAGAGCAGUUUCAAUCAAUCGCAAUGAAGUGGUGAACCUGCGGUGGAGGUCGGAAUCCAUGCAUAUGCCAAGUUCCGAUCCGGGGAGGUGGCUUUCCCGACAGGCGAGUAGUUCAUGGGUGGGACAUUACGGAGAUCGCGGAUCGACUUAUCGGAGGCAGGUCCAUUCUGGGUAUGACGACGUACCAAGUCAGCCUCGGUCUUUACCCAUCGAGGACAUACGAGCGAAACAAAUCUCAGGUGGUCCCAGCGGAAUUUCUCUCACUGACUCAGACAAAAUCCGGAACAUCAACAAAGAGAUUCCGUCCGCUAAAAAUUUAGGACAAUCUACCCAUGACAGUGCCUUUCCUCCCCAGCAGGGUCCUGCUCCCGUGACAGACGCUCGCAAAACAGCUGCUAGUGAAGCGGAAAAUAACCUCCGAUGGUGCAACAGGGGUUUAACCAAGAAGAGUGACAAUGUAGCGUUGGAACAAAGCCGGAGCCAGUUUUUCCCUUCGUCGAUCCUGGGUAAACCACCGCCUCCCCCGUGCAAGCCAGCUGAGCAGGUCGCCUCCGAAACAGCGCCGGAAGUCACGAAAGUGGAACCACUGGAAGUUCAGGAGAAAGAGCGGGAGAAAGAGAAAGAAAGAGAGAAGGAGAAAGAGAAAGAAAAGGAGAAGGAGAAAGAAAAGGAGAAAUCCAAGAAUCUGAAAAAGAGACUGAGCGAGACGAUAUUUUGUCUGGUGUCGGUGCCUGUAACUCCGCAGCCCACCGGAACAAUAAUACGUGAUCAAAACAACAACAACGAGAAGUCACCGGACCCCGCAGACAGUCCUUGUGACAACAAGACCGGCCACUUGACAAACCAAAGUCUCCAAAGCACAUCUUCAGCUGAGGCCGAGCUGCAGGCACUAACGGGAAGCUUUGCCAGCAGUAAGACGAGCAGCAGGGCGAGCAGUAAAAUGUUUAAAAAACUUCCCUGCAGACCCCCCAAAAUCAAUCACUACAAAGAGUUAAAACUUUCAGGGUCGUGGCCUGCCAACCAGUAUCGAGACCAGGAGACUCAAACUAGCCCCGAGGCUCAAGAUCCCGCCUCUCAAAACAAGGAAGCACAAGAAGAACCUCUUCCUGCCGGCACUGACGUUCCACCUGAUCCUACUGCUGUGGGCUCUGCCUUCACGUUUCCCAUAAAGGGAGUGAAGAGUCUAAAACUCUCCAGCAACAGCGCCUUCUCUCUGACCGCCACCUUCUCCAGCCAGCUGAAUAAGAGCACAGCUCAGCAACCAGCAGUGACGCCCUCAGGAAACGUGGAUGAGAUCCAACCAGCGGCCAUCAGCGGGCAGGAAGCCAUCGAAGUCCCGGAGUUUCUGCUGAAGCCGGUGAGUCAACGACCAUGGGACGCCGUCAAGGAGCUGGAGACGAUAAAGAAGGAAGUCCAAGAGCAACAGCAGAAACAGUGCAACAAGCAACCCAGUGUUGACAAGUGCAUUGAGGAUCUCAACGAAGCCUACAAAGACAUCCUGGAGCUCGGCACUGCCAGCAAUAAAGUUCCCAGUGGCUCUGUUCAAAUUCCAGAGCGUAUCAAAAUCCGACUGACGUCAGAACCACUCAACAAGCCCAGCAGCCUUAGACGCAGCGCAGUAAGCUGGUCUGUCGACCCGGAAUACAGGGAGGUCAAAAGCGCCUUUUCCAGACCGGCCACGAAGUCUGUUACCUUCAGCAAGCAGCUCAGAGAGGAGCUUCCUGUGCCACCUCGGGAAACAGGCUUCAGAGAAUACAGGGUCAUGUCGCAUCUCUCACGCAGGCGCAGCAAUGACGGCAGGACGGUGAAACUGGACCUGUCGGACGAACCCAUUGAGACGCCACUCAGCGACUUCAGUCCGACAACAAACACCGCUGCAGCAGAGGUUCCCUGGGCGGACAGACAGCCCAUGCAGGACGCGUCAACAUUAACCAGCCCUCCAGACUACGAGGACAUAUGCCAGACCUUGCGAAGAGAUCCCGCUGACCCUAAUAAAGCGUCCACCGGGAGCGACGGCGAGCUUCUGCAAGACCUGGGUGCGGAUUUAGAGGAGGAAUGUCCAAUUUGUAAGAGAGAAAUGGAGAAUCAGAUGCGACAGGGCCCGCUGCCGCCGCUACAUGAGGAAAACAGCUCAGAUAGUUCAGUCAAUCAAAAUGGCAGUCCUCCUCAGUGCGGGGCGAUAGACACUCCAACAGAGGAUGAGAAGGCUCAGGAGCUGCGUGACUUGAGCUUGAAUCAGUCCGGGCCAGAGUCACGUUCUGAGCCGCCUUCAUUAGCUGUCGGGGAGGGUGAAGCCUCAAACACUGAGAACCCAAGACUGGCCAACCCCGCUGACGGUGAAGCUGCCAAUCAGAUUCCAGGAUCCACAGGACAAGAUGUUCCUGUCGAACCAGCAGGCACAGUAGAACAUUGUGAAACAGCAACUAAGGAGGAGCGAGGAGGGGGCACAGGAGAAACAGAGCGUAGUGGGGACACACAGGAAGCUAGAGGGGAACUUCUGGACAGAACAAGGUCAGAGGAAGUCAUAAGAGUGCCAGAGAAGAAGCCAUUUUUAACGCCUGAGCACCGGGUAGGUGUACGAACCUCACUGGGUCGGGACCAUCCUGGCUUACCAGAGUUUCCCCCGGACAGACUGCCACUCUCAGUGCCUCCCACACUCGACCGAAGGCUGUCUCUCAGUUUGGAAGGGGAAAGGAGGAGCAGAGGCGCCGCUCACCGGAUGGAAGCGCUGCAGAACAAGCUGGCCAUCUCCCCGGGCCGGGUGGCCAUCGAGAACCUGGCCAGGAUGAGGGAGGUGGAUUUCAUGUACCGCAUGAGGCGUCUCAGCAUCAGGAGUACGGACUCUGGGGAGGGAGAGGUCGAGGGGGAGGGCAAGGACAAUGGAAAAGAGGACUCGCCCUCUGCCUCUCAGAGAGACACGGAGAAUGUCGAAGAGGUCACCCGUCCACAGCUGGUCUCCCCGGAGACAAUGUUGCAGUAUAAGGAGCCAUUUUUCUCAGAACCCCACGAUCCCAGUCGAGUGAAGACACUGUAGAGAGAGACUGCGUCCACCUUCCCCCUCUGAGGUUUUUAGCUCCAACACUGUGACCCGGCUGCCUACUAGAAUGCCUUCAUCUCAUCUUGACACUGAAAUGGCCUUCUUGUCCGACAAGAGCAUUGUGUAGAACCCUCACCCUCUCUGCGCUGACUUCUGAGAGUGCUGUUCCACUGCCAAGGGAGGCGCCCCUUUAAACCCGGCGGGCAACUUCCACCCUGAACCCCCACACACGCAGACCCUUGCCCCGCCCACGGUUUCUACUAGCUAGUCUAUUUUGUAGCAGCGCCCCCGCCCCCUGCUUAUCCCCCCAAACUUCUCAUUGGCAGACAUUAUGCAAUUGAUUUGCGCAUACUGGAACUUCUGAAGUGUCGGUGAGCAGAGCAGAUGUUUUCUUUUCGGAAUGAAUCUGUCUGCGAGGUAGAGUUGAAUGUAAGCAUUUAUAGAUUACAGUCUGACGGAGAGGGUUCGGCUCUUUAUCAUCGACUGCAGAAUUGGAUGGUUGCAAUGAAGCACACACAGAAGACGCUUUACUGAGACCCAAACUGAGUCCUCAACACCAAAAGUUUGACUCUAAAAUCAAAGAUGGCCGCUUUAGAAUAUUUGAAAUCCUAACAUACAUUUUUCCUUUUUUCUUUUGGAUGUCACAAUUUAAUUUAGGUAACUUCAGUUUCAUUAAAAAAAUAUAUAAUCUCUAAUUAUAAUUGUAAUUAUUUAUUUAUUUUUGGUGUUUUAAUCAGGCUUUCUUUCUUAUAAAAUAUAUGGAAUUUAUAAUAUUCAUUGAUCAAAUGUUAAAAAACAUUUUUCAUUUUUGAACCGCCAUCAUUUCAAGAAGUAGAGUUUUGGCAUUUAAGCCUAUUUAAAAGAGACUUAUUUAUUGAUAAAUUAUAUAUGAAAACAAUGUAGAAAUUAAUAUAUACAAGAUAUAUAUAGCGAUAAAGAUGAAUUUAUUUGACUUGCGGACCACCAGAGGGCGAAACUCAGGCGGCUUAUUGCGAGGCUAUUCAUGUCGUGUGGGUGAUAAAGAGCUUCUCUCCAUAAGCUGCAGAGUUGUUGUCAUUAAGCUAUUUCUUCUGUUACACCAAAAAUAAAGUGAUCUUGAGGCGAGGCUGUUUUAGAACUGGACUUCACUGUACCUGGCUCCAGAACUGUUUUCAUUUGUAGAUCCGCCUUUCAAUGUCGUGCCCUUCUCCUCAUCGCUUUUUCUACACGCGGCUGAGCUCUUCGGGGAAAAUCGCUCCUGCUAUCCGUCACCAACGAACGAACUGCCUUCUCCAACCAGACGGGUGUUUCCUGGUUAGAUCAGGAGGGUUCCUCCUCCUGGUCGGAUUUGAUGAAGCUAAAACCUCCAGGUCAUUUCAGGAAGCAAUAAAGGGUUCAGUGACAGAGAGACCAACAGGAACACAAAAGAGCAAUAUCGUUGUACAGCCCAUCGACGUGGCGGAGCUACCUAAGUCAUGUGACAGG
Synchiropus splendidus (mandarinfish) is the source of this 5926-nucleotide messenger RNA. Its product is annotated as junctional cadherin 5-associated protein. Gene Ontology annotation, biological process: positive regulation of blood vessel endothelial cell proliferation involved in sprouting angiogenesis. The transcript is spliced from 5 exons. Lineage: Eukaryota; Metazoa; Chordata; Actinopteri; Syngnathiformes; Callionymidae. Gene Ontology annotation, cellular component: ruffle membrane; adherens junction. The record is from RefSeq and is a predicted model, not a curated record. Bases 203 to 4459 code for a protein of 1418 amino acids.